AUGUACUUGAUAAUGGAUAAUAAAGCGCUAAAACACUCAUGGGAUUACAAUCUUUGUCUUCUCAUAUUUUUAAUGGUGACAUGCGCUUCACCCUUUAUGAUGUUCUCACUCAAAACAUUUUUUGAUAUACUUAUUAACAGAGACUUCCUGUUAAAAUGGCUCUUGAUUUAUAAGUUCGCAAUUGCUUUAUCAAUUAUUAUAUUCAGUACAUUUAUAAGGGUUAAUUCGAGGUCUCUAAAAUAUUCAGUAUUGACAAUGUCAACCUUACUGAUAAUACAACCAAUAGUGAUACUAUAUAGUUAUCGUAACUAUUUAAAGUGUUCCCUAUAUUUAUUAGGUAUACUUUGCGGAUUUGUUCAGGGUCUUAUUUAUAUGGGUUUGAUUCCAUUUAUGAAGAAUUCCAAGUUUACUGGGAAAUACACUUGGCCAGCACACAUUUUUGCUGAUAUACCAUUAACCUCGUUUUUUAUUCUCACAAUUAACUCUUUAACCAACAGAACGUUUGAUUAUAUUUCGAUUAUUUGGUACGUAUAUUCUGUGAUGGCUAUUAUAACAUUUGGAAUAUUUUUAAUAAUCCUGCGAAUUGAAAAAUACGAAAAAUGCUUAGUGGUAUCUCCAAGUGAACGGAAGAUAAUGGAAGAAAUUGUGCUUGAGAGGAGGCUUAGUAAUUGUUCAACAAAUAUAGCAGACACUCAUUAUACUCGUAGAGAUGAUAAUAUCUUUGAUCGUGUCAAGUACUCAAUUGGCACUAUUGCAAUAUGGUGGAAGCUGGCUCUGCUGAUAACUAUAUCAACUAUAACUUUUUCAUUGCCUAUACCAUUCAUAAUAGACAAUCCUUUAACCCAACCCAUUAUAAUAAGGUAUUUCUUGUACAGUGGCGUGUUUAGGGUUUUGUGUUUGACAAUUCCAUUUUUUUCCAGGAAUUUUUCUCUAGGAAAUACAUCUGCAACAAUAAUAUCAUUUUUCUCCUGUAUUUACAUCACAAUACCCUCAUUGAUCACUUUGAUCACCAGACAUCACGGCAUCUUUAUGGAAUUACUCCUAUCUCUAUCAUCAUUAGUGCAGUCGUUAGUGAUAUGUGGGUUGCUGUCUAACUUGCCAAAUUUACUGCAAGACAAUAAAAGUGAUAAUAGGAAGAAUUCACUCCUGGCAAUGGUUGUGCUAAUCACUUUUAUUGGUCAUGCAUUGGGGAUUAUAUCUGGCCAGAUCACAAAUCGAUUAACCGCAGCAUAA
Babesia microti strain RI is the source of this 1233-nucleotide messenger RNA. RefSeq lists its product as hypothetical. The transcript has a single exon. The record is from RefSeq and is a predicted model, not a curated record. The coding region runs from base 1 to 1233 and encodes 410 amino acids. NCBI's taxonomy places the organism in Eukaryota, Apicomplexa, Aconoidasida, Piroplasmida, Babesiidae.